CGCGCAGGCGUUUUCCCCCCUCCUCUCUCUCUCUCUCUCUCUCUCUCUCUCUCUCUCUCUGUCGCGUGCGCUCCGUGUUUGCGGAGGAUGCCGUUGCGGCUGCUGUUCUGACGGGACUCACUACAAAAAAGCUGAACUCUCUCUCUCUCUCUCUCUCUCUCUCACACACACACACACACACACUGAGGACUGAGGAGAGAAGACAUAACACACUACACACGCACUCAGUAGCUGCGCGCGCGUUUUCCAAACGAGUGGUGUUACUGUACAGAGUGGCAUCACCAUGCAAGACACAGACGUGAGUGUGUGUGAGCUCCAGCCCAACAUCAUCUCCGUGCGCCUGUUCAAGCGCAGAGUGGGUGGUCUGGGAUUCCUGGUGAAGCAGCGCGUGUGCAAACCCCCCGUCAUCAUCUCGGAUCUAAUCCGGGGUGGCGCGGCCGAGGAGUGCGGCCUGGUACAGGUAGGCGACAUCGUACUCGCCGUCAACAACAAGCCUCUGGUGGACAUGAGCUACGAGCGAGCACUGGAGACGCUCAAGAACGUCUCACCCGAGAGCCAUGCCGUCCUAAUUCUUCGCGGCCCAGAGGGCUUCAGUACGCACCUGGAGACCACGCUGAGUGGAGACGGCCGGCCUCGGACAGUGCGUGUCACCAAGCCGGUGUCAGCGCGGGCCUGUCAGCGCUGCACACCCAAGGAGCUGAGGGCCAUCGAGAACCUGGCGUCAUCGUCCUCCACUUCGUCCUCUUCCACCUCCUCGUCUACGGCACGUAAGGAGCCCAAAAGUUUGAUUCCGCUGAGCGGGCCGGACGCGUUGCUUAAUGGUGUGGAGGAAAGCAAUGAGCUGCUGAAGGAGAUCGAGCCCGUGCUUAAACUGAUCAAGAACAACAACAAGAGGGACAUGAAUGGAGAGGGACAGAGGAGUGUGGAGAAGAGGGACGCCGAAGUGCAGGUGGAAAGAGACCUCGGUGUGGGAAUAAACAGCAAUGCCCAACUGGCCUCCGAUAAUGACAGAGUGUUUGAGGACCUCUGGAGGAAGGACAACAUGCCUACGGUGCUCAACAACCCGUACUCAGAAAGUGACAAGCCACCGUCACAAGUGUCUCCAACUAAGACCCCACAAAAUGGGAGCCCAACAAAAUGCCCCAGGUUCAUGAAGGUAAAGAAUUGGGAGACUGGGGUGGUGUACAAUGACGUACUCCAUCACAGCUGCAGCAAGGUGCCAAUUUGCAACGAAAGCGUGUGUAUAGGCUCAGUGAUGAUACCGAACAUGAGAAGUAAACCAGAUGAAGUUCAAACCAAAGAUGAGCUGCUACCAUUGGCUACAGACUUCAUCAACCAGUACUACACUUCAAUAAAAAGGUGUGGAUCGAAAGCACAUGAGGACAGACUGGAGGAGGUGAAGAAGGAGAUUGAAACGUCUGGAACAUACCAGCUUAAAGACACGGAGCUAAUCUACGGAGCCAAACACGCUUGGAGGAACGCCGCUCGCUGCGUAGGGAGGAUCCAGUGGUCCAAACUGCAGGUGUUCGAUGCUCGAGACUGCACAACAGCACAUGGAAUGUUUAAUUACAUCUGCAAUCACAUCAAAUAUGCCACUAACAAAGGCAACCUCAGGUCAGCUAUCACCAUUUUCCCCCAGAGGACAGAUGGGAAACAUGAUUUCCGGGUGUGGAAUAGCCAACUGAUUCGCUACGCUGGCUACAAGCAGCCUGAUGGCUCUGUUCUGGGAGAUCCUGCUUCUCUGGAGCUCACUGAGAUCUGUAUACAGCAGGGAUGGAAAGCGCCCAGAGGCCGGUUCGAUAUCUUGCCCCUUUUGCUUCAAGCAAACGGCAAUGAUCCAGAGCUGUUUGAGAUCCCUGACGACCUUGUGCUGGAAGUCGACAUCACACACCCAAAGUUCGAAUGGUUCAAGGAGCUGAAUCUGAAGUGGUACGGCUUGCCCGCUGUGUCUAACAUGCUGUUAGAGAUCGGAGGCUUGGAGUUCCCUGCCUGCCCCUUCAGUGGGUGGUACAUGGGUACCGAAAUCGGCGUCCGGGACUUCUGUGACAGUUCACGCUACAACAUCUUAGAGGAAGUAGCCACCAUGAUGGGGUUGGACACCAGGAAGACAUCCUCUCUGUGGAAAGACCAGGCACUGGUGGAAAUCAAUAUUGCCGUUCUUUACAGUUACCAGAUGUCCAAGGUGACCAUCGUGGACCAUCACUCAGCCACAGAGUCCUUCAUGAAGCACAUGGAGAACGAGUACCGGGUGAGAGGUGGAUGCCCGGGUGACUGGGUGUGGAUCGUUCCUCCAAUGUCGGGCAGCAUAACGCCCGUCUUCCACCAGGAGCUGCUCAACUACCGCCUCACACCUUCCUUCGAAUACCAGACUGACCCCUGGAACACUCAUGUGUGGAAAGGAGUGAACGGCACUCCCACCAAGAAAAGAGCGAUCGGCUUUAAGAAACUCGCCAAGGCUGUGAAGUUCUCGGCUAAGCUGAUGGGUCAGGCCAUGGCCAAGCGAGUCAAGGCCACCAUAUUGUUCGCCACCGAGACGGGGAAAUCGCAGGACUACGCAAAGACCCUCUGUGAGAUUUUCAAGCACGCUUUCGAUGCGAAGGUCAUGUCAAUGGAAGAUUACGACGUUGUGCACUUGGAGCACGAGACGUUGGUUUUGGCGGUCACCAGUACGUUCGGUAACGGAGACCCGCCUGAGAACGGAGAGAAAUUUGGUACGGCAUUGAUGGAGAUGAGACACCCAACCACCAGCACAGAGAGAAAGAGCUACAAGGUGCGCUUCAACAGCGUCUCUUCAUACUCGGACACUCGGAAGUCCUCCAGCGAUGAACCUGAGCAUAAAGCCCACUUUGAGAGCACAGGACCGCUCGCUAACGUCAGGUUCUCUGUGUUUGGCCUUGGCUCCCGGGCCUACCCACACUUCUGUGCGUUUGCCCACGCUGUGGACACGCUGUUCGAGGAGCUCGGAGGAGAGCGCAUACUCCGCAUGGGCGAGGGAGACGAACUGUGUGGCCAAGAGGAAGCCUUUAGAACCUGGGCCAAGAAAGUAUUCAAGGCUGCCUGCGACGUUUUCUGUGUCGGCGACGACGUGAACAUCGAAAAGGCGAACGAUUCGCUGAUUAGUAACGACCGCAGCUGGAAAAAGAGCAAGUUCCGCAUGACAUACACAGCUGAAGCGCCGACACUAACACAAGCUCUUUACAGCAUUCACAGGAAGAAGGUGUACGGUGCCAAGUUCCUGAUGAGACAGAAUCUUCAGAGUGUCAAGUCAAAUCGAUCUACUAUCUACGUCCAGCUCCACGCCAACAACCACGAGAGUCUCAAAUACCUGCCUGGAGACCAUCUGGGCAUCUUCCCCGGCAACAACGAAGACCUGGUGACAGCUCUGAUCGACAAACUAGAGGAUGCACCUCCUGUCAAUCAAAUCGUGAGGGUGGAGUUUCUUGAGGAGAGGAACACAGCAUUGGGAGUGAUCAGUAACUGGAUGGAUGAGAGUCGGAUUCCUCCGUGCACCAUUUAUCAAGCGUUUAAAUACUUUCUGGACAUCACGACCUCUCCCAGCCCUCUGCUUCUGCAACAGUUCGCUCUUUUGGCCACCAACGAGAAACAGAGGAAGAGACUAGAAGUGCUCAGCAAGGGUCUACAGGAGUAUGAAGAGUGGAAGUGGUACAAUAACCCCACCAUGGUGGAGGUUUUAGAGGAGUUUCCAUCUCUGCAGGUGCCCUGUACACUUCUCCUUACCCAGCUACCCCUGCUCCAGCCGCGCUACUACUCCAUCAGUUCUUCACCAGACCUCCACCCAGGCGAGAUCCAUCUCACCGUGGCUGUGGUCUCCUACCGCACUCGGGACGGAGCCGGUCCCAUACACCACGGAGUGUGCUCGUCCUGGCUCAACAGCUUGGAGGCGGACGAAAUGGUGCCGUGCUUCGUCAGAGGAGCCCCAACCUUCCGCAUGCCAAAGGACAGCAAAGUCCCAUGCAUCCUUAUUGGACCAGGAACAGGCAUCGCCCCCUUCAGAAGCUUCUGGCAACAGAGACUUUACGACCUUGAAAAUAAAGGCAUCAAGUCUUGCCCAAUGCUCCUGGUGUUCGGUUGUCGACAGUCGCAAAUGGACCACAUCUACAAGGAGGAGACCAUCCAGGCCAAGAACAAGGAAGUGUUUCAAGAACUCUACACUGCGUACUCACGAGAGCCUGGAAGACCAAAGAAAUAUGUUCAGGACGUCCUUCGCGAGCAGUUAUCUGAGACGGUGUAUCGAUAUUUGAAAGAGGAGGGGGGACACAUUUACGUGUGUGGGGACGUGACCAUGGCUGGAGACGUGCUGAAGACCAUCCAGCAGAUCAUCAAACUACACGGCAACAUGCCUCUGGAGGAUGCUGGGUUCUACAUCAGCAAACUGAGGGAUGAAAAUCGUUACCACGAAGACAUUUUUGGCGUUACUCUGCGUACUUACGAGGUGACGAACCGGCUGAGGUCAGAGUCCAUCGCGUACAUCGAAGAGAGCAAGAAAGACUCAGAUGAGGUGUUUUGUUCAUAAAGCCCCGUUUUGUUAUCGGAUUUCCGGAGUUCAGGAGCAACAAUGAAAAAGGACCCUCCCACCCCGAAAAAAAAAAAAAAAAAAAAGGACAGAAAACAAAAACAACUGCUACUUAAGAAAACUGUGCCAACUUUGUCUUUUUUUUCAGGUUCUUAUGUUUUGACUCUUUGGUAGUUUUUACUGCAUUUGUGUGGUCGGAAUCAACAUUUAUAAUAUUAAUUACUUUUCUUCUUUCUUUUCUUUGCUGGGAAUUUUUCCGGAAUGCACUUUUUAUCUCAUGUAUCGUUAUGUACAUGUCGCCCCCCCCCCCCCCCCCCCCCCCCUUCUUCUUUAUAAAUAAGCCGUGCACAUCGGGCGCCUGAAUUCAAUCUGCCUAUCGUGGAUGCAUGACCGAGACCCCACGAUGUCAAGUCCUGAUAUAUUAUCAUGUAUAAACAUAAGUAUUAUGUGUUGUGAUAAAUGGUUUAGCUUUGAGUUUAGUCACUGUGCGCAUCAUAUCGUGUAUGGAUCAGGAACUACAAAUGCCACCACUGAUAGAGUGUUUUAUCAAUGCUGAUUUAAAUGCAUGCUCUGUGAUUUCCGAUUGAAAUAGUGGCAGCUUCAGCACCGAUGCUAGAUCGUCAUCACAAAUGAGUGCAUUCAACCAAACUGGACUGCAACAGAACCAUUUUGUAAAAGAAAAGAAAAAAAAAUCUGCUCUUUUUUUAGUCAGCAUAUUAUGUCUGGUUCGAGUCAGUCGUCCGUGAAAGAAAGGUGAAGGAAUGGAGGAAGAAAAAUCGAGCGUUUUCUGCCAGGCUGAGAUUCCCAUCUCAGAAUGGCAUUGGUUGUGUCAAACGCUUUUGUGAUACAUUUGCACGUUGUCCAUGUGUUUUCUCGGAUUUGUCUCGGUCGUUCUUUUUAAAAAACAAAACAAAACAAAGAACCGAAAGAAAAGUAAGUAAUACUUUACUUAAGCACAGUGUCCAUACACAACUCGUACAUAAAACUUUUUAUGACGAUUAACAUAACAUUGCAUAUGCAUUUAUAAAGCAUUCCAACAGCCAUUAUUUGACCUCAAGGCUGCUUUUGUCGAGUAAUGGAUUUUUACAAAAUUAAGGUUGUACCAGGCAUUUUUUUUCAGGAUAUUUACUAUUAUUUUCUACAAAGCACUGUUGAAUUCUUGACUCUAAUUGGUCGGAAGGUGUUGAUUUCAUUUUCUAUUACAGCGUCUCUAAAAGGUUUCGCUCUAAUAUGUUCUUUCUAUAGUAACAGCUCAUUUACAUGGACCUGUACGGCUCCACAUAAUCUAAGCUUACUAAUAAGUGUUAAAAAAAAAAAAAGUGCCCUUAUUUAACAAAGAAAACAUUUCAUUGUUGAUAUGGUAAAGUUUUCUGUUAGGACUCGUUUAUUUAACAUGUAUGGAAGGAGCUCUCCAGUGUCAGUCUCAGUGCUUUCCUGCUGUGGUGUAAGAGGAAUAAAACACUUCGGGAUGUACUGUUAGAGGAAAAAUAAUGAGCGAUGGAGAGGUGUGAUAGGAAGGGGGAACAGCACACCUUGUCAUGUUUUAUUCCAUACAUAGAAGGUAAUGUCAGCUGACUGUAGGUUGUAGGUCAGUGUUCAGGCAUGAUAACCUGCUUUAUAACACAAUCAUGUAGCAGAGCAUCAAUCAUUACGAUGUAAUAACCGAGUUAUGUAUAUCGUCUCUGUCCAUUAUGUAAAAAAGUUCUUCAUAUCUCUGCUUUUAAGAUUUGCUUUUAGUUAUACUACACAGUGUCUGUCACUACAUCAGUAUGAAUUUGUUUUUGAUGCCAUCAUCAUCAUCAUCAUCAUCAUCAUCAUUAUAUGACUCCAAUAUAGAGUCCCCUCCGAAACUAUUGGCUCGGCAAGGUCAAUUCAUUUGUUGUUGCUGUAGACUGAAGACAUUUGGGUUUGAGAUCAAAAGAUGUAUAAGAGAAGAUAGUUUAGAAUUUCAGUUUAUAUUUCCUGGUAUUUAUAUGUAGACGUGUUAAACGACAUAGAACACAGCACGUAUCAAACCACCCAAUUUGUAGGUGAGCAAGAAUGUUGUUUUUUUUUGGAACAUGUGACUGACAGGUGUUUCUUGUUACCCAGGUGUGUCCGGUUAGAUUGUUUUUUUUAAACAGUAAAUAGCUCUGAACAUCUACUCUUGGUUUUAGCCUCCAAUUUCUCCUGUGAAGACUGCAUAUGUUGUUAAAAAGGAUGAGCCAACAUGAAGAGCAGAGAGCUGUCUAUGGGAGAAAAGCAAGCCAAAUUUCAAGCUGAGAAAAGAUGGAAAAUCUAUCAGUGCCAUUGCACAAACAUUGGGCGUAGACCGUAUAACAAUUUGGAAUGUCCUAUAAAAGAAAGAAACCACUGGUGCACGGAGUAACAGACAGUGAAUGGGUGAGUUAAGGAAAAUAACAACAGCUGACGACAGAAACAUUGUGAGAGCUGUGAAGAUAAAUCCAAAAACAACAGUCAGUGACAUCACCAACAACCUCCAGAGGGCAGGGGUGAAGGUCUCACAAUCCACCGUUCAAAGAAGACUUUGAUAGCAGAAAUAUUAAGAAUCAGAAAGCCAGAUUGGAAUUCGCAAAAAGAAAUACGAGCCACAAAAGUUCUGGAACCAAGAUGAACUUCUACCAAACUGAUGGAACGGCCAAAGUGUGUGGCGAAAGAAAGGCUCUGCUCAUGAUCCAAAACAUACAAGCUCAUUUGUGAAACAUGGUGGAGGUAGCGUUAUGGCUUGGGCUUGCAUGGCUGCUUCUGGAACAUUCUCACUAAUCUUUAUUGAUGAUGGAACUCCUGAUGGUAGCAGCAGAAUGAAUUCAGAAGUUUACAGGAACAUUUUGUCUGCCAGUUUACAGAGAAAUGCAUCCGAAUGAAUCGGCGGGAACUUCAUCAUGCGGCAAGACGACGAUCCAAAACACGCUGCUAACUCAACAAAUGACUUCAUCGUGGGGAAAAGUGGAAGGUUUUAGUCUGGACAAGUCCAUCACCAGACCUUAAUCCAAUUGAGCAGCAUUCCACCUCCUGAAGAGAAGACUGAAGGGAGACACCCCCUGAAACAAAAACAACUGCAAAAACAAAAGGUUCUAUGUUUUAUGUUGUUUAACACAUCUACAUGUAAACACCAGGAAAUAAAAGCUGAAAUCCUAAACUCUCAUCUCAUAUCCAUCUUUUGAUCUCAAACCCAAAGGUCUUUGGUGCAUAGCCCAAACAGAUGAAUUGGCCUGGCCUUUCCAAUGGUUUCAGAGGGAACUGUACCAGAAUUAAUGUGAGCUACAAAGUCAUCUGUCAUUGUAACUUAAAUCAGAUCAGGAAGUGUUAGGUCACUUGACUUAGGCGUUAUGUCAAUUUGAAAACAAAUGGACAAAAGCAGUCUUUUUGUGACUCUAGAUGUUGGAAUAAGCCUUCGUAAAUGCUUACGUAAUUUUAAGUCAGACGUCACCAAGACCCUAUGCAAGCCUAAUUUAUCCCUAUGAACAUUUAAUUUACUUGACUAACUAACAUGUUGAAAAUAUAUGACAUGACAGGUCAGUGCUAAUAUCAAUUUGAGAGCUACAAAAGAUUUGAUCUAGAAUGAAAGUGUAUAACUGAAUUGCGAUCGUCUUUAAAAAAGUGUGUGAAGGCAAUACGUUCAUAAUUGUAAUUUAUUUUAUUUUAUUAUUAUUUUUUUUGGAAUCCAUUGAGGAAUCAACACUAAUUACAUAACGAGAUCUUUCCUCCAAGGGCUCUGAGACAUAUCGAAGGCUCUUCCCUACACUCCUACGACAUAAUGGCGUUCUGGAGAUUAUUUUUCGAAAGAUAUAUAGACACCAGAGUUUCCCAGAGGGAAAUUCAGUUAAUGUCACACAACCAGACCAUCACGCAGGCGCUAUAAUGGCUUGGUUAAUAAAUGACAUGUUUAUCAUUUCUCUAAAUGGGAAAAAAAAGAAGACAUUUUCUCCUUUACUGAUAUAUUUUAGAUGUUUAUGUUUUAUCUCAUUUUCAUGUUUUUAUAUAUUCUCAAAAAAGAAAAAAAUAGGAGCCUUCUGCCCAAUUGCAUCAAGAAUAUUUUAGCUUCAGCCCUGAUCUUCAUGAUUACUCAUAGUAAGAAGAUAUUGGAUGUUUUUUAUUUUUAUUUUUAUUGAUAUAUAAUUUUUUCUUGCAUUCAGUUACAUACUUAUAAAUGGUAAAAAAAAUUAUAAUAAAUACAUAAAUAAUCAAAUGCUUUUCAAGUAUAGUGAUAUUUUUUGCCGUAUAUUUCUUUGGCCGUGCUUUACUUUGUAUCUUCAUAAAUCCUUGAAGUGUAAUUUUACCCAAAAUGUCAAGUUCUCUUGAAUGAACUCGUUUUGUUUCGUUACGGGCAUCUCUGUUUGUCAUUGCUGUUUUGCGACCGAUUGUUUCCAUCCAUUCUAUGAUAUAAAAAGUGCAUAUACGCUAAUUAUAUAUACAUGUUUUGAGGCUACAUCAAUAUAUUCGACCUGUAUGGGAAUUUUUUUAAGAAUGUAUUUUGAUUAUGGGUCCUGUAUUGGGGUUUUGGUUUGUUCAAAUGUUGCUCGUUUAGAAAUAAGAUUGGGGGGGGGUAUAGUUCUGAUGUCUAGUCUCUAAUUUUUCCUUUUGCUUUUGGAGAAUCUGAAGCAAAUGCAUGACUCCACUGUGUCCUGUUCCUCUUAUUCAGCACUGUGUCUAGUCAACUAUCAUGACAGAAAAAAAGCUCGAGGGACUAUUUCUUUGUUUUCCGUUUUUGUUUCUUCCGCUGCUGCUAAAAGAAAAAGAAAAAAAAAAAAAGAACUCUAGUCACUGCUGUGAACCUGCAAAUUGUGCAACACAUGAACCUUGAAGCGUUUGCCAUUUUAACGCAUUUUCUUUAUUGCAUAUUCCAGAAUACUUUGCAUCUACUUAAUAAUAAAAUAACAUUUAUAUGUCAUGA
Messenger RNA from Ictalurus punctatus (channel catfish), 9428 nucleotides. It is a transcript of the gene nos1, whose product is annotated as nitric oxide synthase 1 (neuronal). The transcript has 29 exons. Gene Ontology annotation, molecular function: flavin adenine dinucleotide binding; calmodulin binding; NADP binding. NCBI's taxonomy places the organism in Eukaryota, Metazoa, Chordata, Actinopteri, Siluriformes, Ictaluridae. Gene Ontology annotation, biological process: nitric oxide biosynthetic process. Bases 284 to 4534 code for a protein of 1416 amino acids. The record is from RefSeq and is a predicted model, not a curated record.